Molecule: messenger RNA, 810 nt
Organism: Xylona heveae TC161
Lineage: Eukaryota; Fungi; Ascomycota; Xylonomycetes; Xylonales; Xylonaceae
Product: eukaryotic phosphomannomutase
Exons: 3
Coding region: 1-810 (269 amino acids)
Biological process (GO): GDP-mannose biosynthetic process; protein N-linked glycosylation; mannose metabolic process
Cellular component (GO): cytosol
Molecular function (GO): phosphomannomutase activity
Source: RefSeq, a predicted model, not a curated record
AUGACUGAAGCCGCCAGCCUUUACCCUCCCAUUGAGCAGCGUCCUGUUGCCAAUACUAUCUGUCUCUUUGACGUCGAUGGCACACUGACUCCUGCGCGGGGAUCCAUCUCCCCCCAGAUGCUCGAGCUUCUGUCUCGCCUGCGUCACCGCGUAGCUAUUGGCUUCGUCGGUGGCUCCGAUCUGGUUAAGCAGCAGGAGCAGCUCGGCACGCCGUCGAUCAACGUGACGUCUCUUUUCGACUACUGCUUUGCGGAGAACGGUCUGACCGCCUACCGGCUGGGCGUGCCGCUCGCGUCGCAUUCCUUCAUCAAGUGGAUCGGCGAGGAGGACUACAAGAAGCUUGUCAACUUCAUCCUGCAUUACCUGGCUGAUAUCGACAUUCCCAUCAAGCGCGGAACGUUUGUCGAGUUCCGCAAUGGCAUGAUUAACGUCAGCCCUAUUGGCAGAAACGCCAGCGUCGAGGAGCGUCACGAGUUUGAGCGCUACGAUAAGGUGCAUCAGAUCCGAGCAAAGUUUGUCCAGGCCCUCAAGGAUAACUUUUCUCAUCUCAGCUUGACCUUCGCCAUUGGCGGUCAAAUCUCCUUUGACGUCUUCCCUACCGGAUGGGACAAGACGUACUGCCUGCAGCACAUUGAGGCCGAGUCCAAGCUCCCCGGCGGUGCCACCUUCACUACCGUCCACUUCUUCGGCGACAAGACAUACAAGGGCGGUAACGACUGGGAGAUUUACGAGGACCCGCGCACCAUUGGCCACACCGUGACCAACCCUGACGAUACUGCCGCCGAGCUCAAGAAACUUUUUGCCCUAUGA